AUGAAUUUCACUAAUGAUUACCGAGUCAAGCACCAGGUGGCAAAGCAUCUUCAGCUGCCUGCUGGCAAAACUGUGGAGGGAGAGAGCGUGAAGGAAGAGCAGGUACUAAGUCGAAGUCCUUCCUCAGACACUAACUAUUUCUUCGGUCUUGAGGCUGGGCAACUACAAGGCUUGCGGGCCUGCGGGGUGCAGACUGGCUCUACCCCCAGGGGAACACAUUAUGACACGGCCCUGGGACUGGCAGCUGCUGUUGUCUGUAUUGCAUUUGUGGUAGCUGGUUGCAGUUCGCCUCUAUACCUGACGCCUCGGACCCCUGUCUCCUCCAAGUCUGAGGGGACAACUCGGAAGGCGGGGGGCGAGAUUGAACGUGCUUUCCCCCUGCCCCUUAGGCCAGAAUGGCUCCUCCACCUGCUAGUUUAUGAAAGGGAAACAUCGGCCCUUGCGAUGGCUGUGAACCUGAGGGGUUUGAAGACUGCUCUCACUUCCUGCCCGCCUUCCACCCCACAUGGUGCCGCCCCAGGACCCCGCUUCAAACAUGUAACAUCUCCUACCCAUUACACCAUUGAUGUCUCUGUCACUGACUCCAGGCUCUUUCCUCCGUCUCGAGGAUGGCCAAUUCCAAAUUUUUGUUCCAUUCGUUAUGGAGUUUCUCUCUUACUGCUCCUCUGUAAUGUUAUAAUAAUGUCACAGCGCGUGUGUAUGAGCCUCACAAUGAUAGCCAUGGUGAACAGCACAGAGCCACAUGGUUUGUCCAACACCUCCACAAAGGAGCCACAGGAUAACAUAAAGAGCCCUGUGUAUAACUGGAGCACUGAAAUCCAGGGGAUCAUGUUAAGUUCCAUCUUCUACGGUCUACUCAUCAGCCAAAUUCCUGCUGGAUAUUUAUCUGGAAUAUACUCCUUAAAGAAAAUGGUUGGUUCUGCAUUGUUCCUCAGCUCUUUAUUUACUCUGCUCAUCCCACUGGCAGCUGAAUUUGGAGAAGCUUUGGUCGUCAUAUGCCGAGUAAUCCAGGGACUAUUCCAGGGGAUAGCAUUAACAACUCAGCAAGUAGUAUGGAUCAAGUGGGCUCCUCCCUUGGAACAAGUCCGACUUACCUCUCUGAGUUUAUCAGGACUUCUGCUAGGACCCUGUGUUGUCCUACUUAUAACUGGAUUCAUCUGUGACUCCCUGGGAUGGCCUAUGGUCUUUUAUAUUUUUGGUGCUUGUGGUUGUGCCUUAAGUCUUCUCUGGUUCGUUCUGUUUUAUGAGGACCCAAAGGACCACCCGUGUAUAAGCAAAAGUGAGAAGGAAUACAUCAUGUCCGCCCUCGCUCAGCAGGUCAGUUCAAGUGCACCAUCUCUGCCCAUCAAGGCUAUGCUUAAGUCUCCUCCACUCUGGGUCAUUUCCCUCUGUAAUUUUGCUUUUUUCUGGGCAACUAGCUUCCUGAGUCUGUAUACACCAAUGUUUAUCAACUCCAAGUUUCAUCUUAAUGUAAAAGAGAAUGGGCUGCUGUCUUCCCUCCCCCAUUUGUUUGCCUGGAUUUUUGCUAUCCUAGCAGGUCAUAUGGCAGACGUCUUCCUGUCCAGGAAUAUUCUCAGCCUACUCACUAUCCGGAAACUCUUCACCUUGCUAGGACUUCUCCUGCCUGCCAUCUUCAGCCUGGGCCUGCUUUACCUGAGUUCCAGCUUCCAUAGCACUAUGAUUUUCCUGAUACUUGCUAAUGCAACAGGAAGCUUUUGUAUGGGUGGAAUAUUAAUAAAUGUCUUGGAUAUUGCUCCCAGAUAUUAUGGAUUUCUUAAAGGAUUUACAAAUGUAAUUGGACUAACAGGAGGGCUAGUUUCUUCCACUGUGACGGGAGUGAUCCUUAGUCAGGAUCAAGACUCUCCCUGGCUUAAAAUCUUCUUCAUGAUGGUAGUCAAUAAUGUGAUAAGCCUAAUCUUCUACCUUAUAUUUGCUAAAGCAGAAAUUCAAGACUGGGCUAAACAAACACAAAACACUUAUCUCUGA
This is a messenger RNA of Kogia breviceps (pygmy sperm whale), 1986 nucleotides long. It is a transcript of the gene SLC17A1, whose product is annotated as solute carrier family 17 member 1. The record is from RefSeq and is a predicted model, not a curated record. The transcript has 16 exons. Gene Ontology annotation, molecular function: transmembrane transporter activity. Lineage: Eukaryota; Metazoa; Chordata; Mammalia; Artiodactyla; Physeteridae. Gene Ontology annotation, cellular component: plasma membrane. Bases 1 to 1986 code for a protein of 661 amino acids. Gene Ontology annotation, biological process: transmembrane transport; monoatomic anion transport.